CGUUUCGCGGAUUUCGUACGUACAAUACACGGGAAUCCAAUACAAAUUUUGUGUGUAGAUUUCCUAUGCAGACAACGUAAACAAUCUUCACUACGAAAAGAUACAUGGACUUGGCAGCGAGAUUUCUUUGAAAAAGACUUGUUCUGUUGAUAUUUUUACAACUCUAACGUUUGGUGAAGGACAGGAAAACUCACGAAAAUGCCGGGUGUCGGCAAAACAAACAGCAACACUCCGAUUACGGAGCAAAUAUCAGAAUUGCAGCGUAAAAUCUCCUUGUUAGAUGGUGACAGGAAAGCAUAUUACGAGAGUUCCCAGUGGACCAUAAAGCAGAACCUCGAGGUCAUCCGUAAGUUGCGACAGGAGAACAAGACCCUACACAAGCGGCUAGCAGCAAGCAAGGCGGGAGAUGACCGGGUACUGGAUAUUGCCUUCAAGUCUCGAGAGGUGGAGCGCGCUUCACUCAGAGGCAAAUCUGGACGGGAAGCAAUCCGUAUUAUGGACCAGAAGGCGUGUGAGGCCAAGAAAAAACUCAACGCUGAGAAGGCCCAGACCCUGAAGCGAUUGAAGAAUUUUGCCGAGCUUGAGGUCCAGCAUGAUCAGAUGAUCAAGGAUGCAUCGGAUGCAGAGGCUACCACAGCAGGGACAUCAGAAGAUGCCACAACCCUACGCUCGCUGGAGAAUCGUCUGGACAAGGCCAACCUUAAACUUCACGAGGCAGAGCACAUCAACCGAACCUAUCUGGCCAUCAAAGAACAGAUGAUCAGGGAUAGUUUGACCUUUGGCAAUGACCUCGACGGUGAAGAGAACGAGAUAGAUCAUCUGAAAGAAGAACUGAAAGAACUCCAGGCCAUGAACAAGGAUGCUCAGAUUGCACGAGAUGCUGCUAAGGCUGAACUGAGCAAGCACGAAGAGACGGUUUACAGGGAGAGACGAGAACGAGAAGAAGCGCUAGCUGUACUCAAGAAACAGGCCGAGGAGAAGAAGGCACAUGCUGAACGGGUGGAGAGAAGGCUCCAGAGAGCGUCUAUCCAACAUGAUGAGCUCACGCCAGAACAGAAGCAGUUUGUCACCGGGGAGGAGGAAGAAAAGAAGAUCAGUACCUUUGAGGAAGCAUUCCAGGCAAUGAAGGAAGCUACAGGGGUAUCGGAUCUUGCGGAGGUUGUUAAUAGGUUUGAGAACCAGAACUCCACGUACCAGCAUCUGACGGAGCUGAAGGAAGCGAAUGAGAAGCAGGUGGUGCGUCUCAAGGAAGAGAAAUCUAGACUCAAUACAGACUUUGAGGAGAUGAAGUAUUCCGGAGAAGCCAAAUUAUCAAGUGGGCAGAGAAUGUUGGAGGAGUUCCAGGCCCAUCUUAAGACUGAGCAGGACCGUUGUGACGAGUCCUCUGAAAAGCUUGAUAAGUGCAGCAAGAUCCUAGUCCAGGUCAAGGCUGGUGUAGCCCAUUUAGCUGAUAAGCUUCAGCAUAUCAAAGCAAACAAGGGCCACGUACCCCAGGCCCAGCUGUCCUCGGAGGCUGACGAAUAUGUCCUAGAUCUCCUGGCUACUUGUGAAGAGAAGCUUCUUAAACUCAUGGAGGAACUGGAUGGUUUUGAUGUACAGGGGACGCUCAAACAGAUAGAGGAAGAAGAGUUUCAAGUUGGAAUUGAAGGAUCGUUGCCAGCGCAAAACACUCGUAUCAAGCUACCUACCACACAGAGGGAUACGACUUAUGAUGAUGAGGAAAGUGGUGAUGACGAAGACAUCGUUACCAGGAACGCUCUCAAGAAACAGGCUCAGAUGCUUGUGGAUUCCAAGACCAAGAAGCACAAGGUCCGGGCCCGCAAGAAGAAGGGUGUCAAGUAAGACCAGGUCCAGAUUCCAGAUCCUGGCCCAGCAUGGAUGGAAACCUUGGGGUUAUUCUAUUCCUGUGUAUAAUGUGACAUAAUGCUAUAACAUCUUGAGUAAUCAUUCCUUCUAAGCCUCUUCCAUGAUAGUCCGCAAAGCAGGGAGUUAUUCUUAAGGGCAAUUGCUUGGGUUUGCAUGGACUUGAUCUACAAGCAGUUGGUCUAACUCUCAGGCGGUCUAAUACCACAUGGGCUGAACCCAUUUGGUCUACUUCCCAGGUGGUCUAAUACCACAUGGGCUAACCCAUUUGGUCUACUUCCCAGGUGGUCUUAUACCACAUGGGCUUAACCCAUUCGGACUGUUAUCAGUUUGGUCUAAUUGCUCUUCGGUAUACAACUGUACUUGGUCUUGUAUCCACUUGAUCUAAUUGUCCUUGUCAGUCUAUCUAUUUUCCACUUAAAAAGAUGAAAAGAUGAAAUGGGAAUUCAUAAGCAUUUCAACUAAUAAAGCCAAAGUGGAAAUUAAACAAAAUGUUAGAGAGGCUAAAUGACAAUUAGACCAAAUGGUUUCAAGAUGGACUAGUUUUUGAUGAACUGGUAUUAGACCACUGUGAGAUGAGACCAAAUGGAAUGUAGACCGUGUAGGAGAUAGACCAAGUGGCAAUUUACCUAUCUGGGACUCUACUCGUAUGGUUUGGCUCUGUCUUUCUAGUUUAAAUGAAAAGUUGCAAUCCUCUCAAAUUAUCAUGUCGUGAGCAGUUCAUAAGCUGAAGUAAGACUCAAGAAAAAAGAAGCUCAGAUGUACAGAAAUGUUGAUUAUGUUUAUGGCAUUGACCCUAAGUCACCUUGAUGUUUGUUUUGAUGUGGUGCAGCAGUCUCUACAUGUUUAAGUGUGUAAGUCAUGGGGAAUAUGUAAAAAGCUAGUCACUAUACACCUAUACCAUGAACAACUAACCUGUACAGUAGUACACAUCAUGCUGACCAAAGUGAAAUGGUAUUAGCAAUUUUUGGGGAGUUUUUCAUAAAAAGCAUGUUUUCAGUGAUUUUCACUGACAACCUCGGUCUGAGCCAAUCAAAUGCGUGGAUUUCAGUAGCCUAUGACACAUAUUCUGUGAAUAUCUGUGAAUAUCCAUGUCGUGGUAUUUGGUGCAUUACAUCUGAACAGACAUUGAGGCUUUGAAAUAAGGUGUGGGGCGGGGGUUAGACUUCUAUUGACUUAAAAAAAGAUCUGUUAUUGAUCUUUAGCUGGAGAACUGCUUUGAAAGCAAAGUUCUUUAGGUGUCAGACUCCUUAUACACAUGAAAUCCUUGGCCCGGAACCACAGCACCUUUGAGGAAAAUUGAUUGAGAUUAAGUAAAUAACACAUGCUUUGAUCUUUGAUCUAUUCUGAUUUGAAAAUUUACUUGACUUUUAGGCGAUUAUUCAACUUACAGAAUAUCAACCUACACAUAUUUAAGUGUGUAUUGUAUUUAUGAUUACUAUGAAAUGUGAAGAUAGACAUUAUAUCGUUGGUAAUGUCCAUGUGAUAUCCGUCCAUACACUAUUCCUGUAAAAGAUAAGAUUGUUUUUACAAUAUAUUUUGUUAUCUAUCUUCUGGGUCUAGUCUUACAAAGAGUUGAGACUGAAGUUAGACUGAGAACUGUAUUUUCACAUUCCCCUUUUAUAAGUCAUCAGAAUAACACAAAUAGUUAUUUAAUUUAUUUCAUAAUGUAUUUGGAAAUGUCACUAACUGAAAUGAAUUUGAUUUUCCCUUGAUGCCCACAAUCAAAGUGUUGAUUAUUAAUUUAAUUACAUCACUAUUAUACUGACGAUAACAAUUUGAUGAUGAAAUUUGUGAUUGGAUAAUUUUCUUUAAAUAUUUCUUUUUUUUUAUAUUUCCUUUUCCAAAGUAAAGAUCAUCAUUGUAAAUUAUAUAUUUACUUGUUUAUAGAAUUGGGUGAACUGCUCAUUUUUUUUAUUUCCAAUUAUGAAACUGAAUUUAUUUUCCCCAUUUUAUUUAUCACAAACAACUGUGGUUUUCCAAUUCCCUCAAUUCUUUAUGUUAAUCUUGUGUCUUAAAAUUUGCUUUGUAAACUACUGAAACAUGUAUAUAAAUAUGUAUUAAUAGAAUGUUUUUUUUUUCUCUGCAGAAAUUAGAAAAACGAUUUUGUACAGCUGUUGAUAUUUCAUAUUGUUACCUGUUACCCCUGUGGAUGAAGAUACUAAAGAGAGAAUUAAAAUAUUGCUUUUAAUAUGA
This is a messenger RNA of Lytechinus variegatus (green sea urchin), 4059 nucleotides long. Its product is annotated as outer dynein arm-docking complex subunit 3-like. NCBI's taxonomy places the organism in Eukaryota, Metazoa, Echinodermata, Echinoidea, Temnopleuroida, Toxopneustidae. The record is from RefSeq and is a predicted model, not a curated record. Gene Ontology annotation, biological process: cilium movement; outer dynein arm assembly. The transcript is spliced from 11 exons. The coding region runs from base 199 to 1842 and encodes 547 amino acids. Gene Ontology annotation, cellular component: cilium.